Hyposmocoma kahamanoa is the source of this 2959-nucleotide messenger RNA. Its product is annotated as sodium-dependent noradrenaline transporter-like. The record is from RefSeq and is a predicted model, not a curated record. Gene Ontology annotation, biological process: sodium ion transmembrane transport. Gene Ontology annotation, cellular component: membrane. The transcript is spliced from 2 exons. The coding region runs from base 162 to 1853 and encodes 563 amino acids. NCBI's taxonomy places the organism in Eukaryota, Metazoa, Arthropoda, Insecta, Lepidoptera, Cosmopterigidae.
UUCAAAUUGAUGGCCUUUACAGAACAGACCGCAUUUUGAAAUUUUCUAACGUGAUCUCUAGGGUCAUGACUUGUAUUUUCGCCUAAUUCGAGUAUCGGUGUACUACGAACACGAAUAAUUAAAUUAAAUAUUACAAGGGAAAGAAUAACAGCUAGUCAGCUAUGGACGAGACAUAUUUAUCUCGAAAAACUUACAUCUUACUUCUAAUUUACUUAUCAACAAGUGUUGGAAAUUUAGUAAAUCAAGCAAACACUGCAGUGACCAACGGCACGAUUGGAUACCUUGUGUGGUAUUUUCUAGCUAGUGUAUUUGUAGGCAUACCCUUAGCGUACAUGGAGUUAUCACUCGGCCAAUUCACUAGACGGAAUGUUAUCGAUAUUUGGAAAAUACGCCCGUGCCUAUCUCAUAUUGGGUACAUCGUUGUAAUAUGGCAAAUUAUAAUAUUAGUUUACAAUCACACCGUCGUCACCUACUUAAUGCAGUACUUUUUAGUCAGUUUCCAAAAACCAAUACCGUAUCACACGUGUGGUCAGUGGUCAUACCAGAAUUGCAACAUCAUAGAAAAAAAUUAUACAGUGUACUGGGUAUGCGUCAGAGGUAAACAAAAAAGAAUGGACUUUUGUAAUAAUAUUUACACCACAUACCCCGAGUAUCAAUAUUACCGUUCCAAUGCAAUGCAAACUCAAGAAAAUGCAAUUUCAUUGAAUUGGCGUAUAUAUCUCACGUCCGGAUUGGUUUUAGUCGUUGUGUACUUUCAUAAUUUUAAAAAGCUAAAUUCUGCAAAGUGGUUCUUAAUACCGUUCGCGUUAUAUCCUUACAUGGGUUAUUUUUACCUGUUUGUUGGCUCUAUGCAACAAAAAGGCCUAAUACAGAAAUAUGAAGACGCUUUAGAUACUGGACUACAGAAAUUCCGUCGGUCUGGUCGCAUUACCCAGAUAAUACAUCAAAUGAUUUACGGAUUGGGCCUUGGCAACGGAGUGAUGAUAAAUAUAUCGUCUAAGGCAGCCUUUCGAACUCCAUGCUACGUAAACGCUGUGCUGUCGGUACUUAUUUCCUUAUUUUUUACUAUAGUAGCAGUGUUUACAACGGCUUUGAUGUCCUGUCCUAUUGAGUACAAAAGCAUAAACCCUAUCUUGAGUCUUCCGAUGUCAUUUACGUUCGAGAAGGUCCCGAUGAUGCUUUAUGAAUACGAUAGCAACGAGUAUUUUCUUAUAACUAAUUACAGCGCACAAACUAUGCUAGGUAUAACCACGGAUAUCGUUAUAUUCUUCAGUUUAUUAGAAAUACUAACGAAAAAAGUACCAUUCGCUAGGCAUGUCGUGGCCACGGGCUAUUACAGAAUCAUGAAUAUAGUAUCUACUUUUAUCGUAAUAACACAGUGCUUUUGUUUCAUACUUUGGUAUGGGUUCGAAAGAUUUUCCGAAGACGUGCAUUUCAUGCAAGGCAUUAAGCCUAAUAAUUACUUGAAGCUAAGUUGGGCAAGUGCAAUUUUCGUUUUGGUCUACGUUAUCUUCAGUGAACUAUAUUUCGUAAUGAAAAAUCCUAGAGGUGUAGGUGACAAAAUCGGGUUCUUUACUCUUGUGACGUUCGUGGUACUUGUGGUAAGUUUGACAGGCAUCAAAUUACUAGUGGCCGCUUUAAAGAGUAAGCAGGCUUUUUGGAAAGCAAUCGAAAUAGAUCCCAGUUGGGGUCCUAAAAAUAAAUUGCUUCGUCGGAGUAGAGCCCUAUUUUCGGCUCAAGCUAUGACCAAAGAGUAUAUCUACAGGCAAUACCAGCUGCAAGCUGGAAUACAAGAACGUCAAAAACGUGCCAACCUGCGAGUGAACUAUGGUGAUGAACUCUCCACAAAUUAAGGCUGCGGCUCCAGAAGUAGCCGAAAAUAAUUAAAAAAUACGCAACUGAAUACUAUUUCAAUAUGUUAACAGCAACACGUGAAAAAAAUAGCCCAGUACAGAGCGUGUCAGUGGUAGUCCAAUACUUAGGGCGCCAUCAAACUAGACACUUGUAGAAGCGCCGCAACGACGUGUAAGUGGCGCUGCAGCCGCGACAAUACUUAUUACGCUUGUAUAGUUCACGAACUACGAACUAUUAGGAAUAUGUACACGUUCUUAAUAGUUCAUCCGUCUUUUUAGUUCAGUACCAUCUAGGAACAGUCUGCGUUGAUAGUUCACAUGUCUUUUAUUCAGUAGAAAUGGUGCGAGCAGGACAAUUAGCGAUUUUUCACUGCUUUUAGUACAAGUUCGAGUGAGAUGCAUGACUGAACAUUGCCAGCUCGUUUUAAAUCUCUAAUACGUACAUUAUGUAUAUAUGUAAACUUGUAAAAAAUUAAGUGCGCAUAUUUCUAGUAGGUAAGUAUUUUAUCUGUAUGUAUAAUAUCAAUCUACAUGUACAUGAAAUCGUUGUAAAUAUUAAUUUUUGAGCACACCAUUCUACCUAAUUAAAUUCCAUUAUUGUCUUGUAAAAAAAGGAUUGUUAGUUAGAAGGACAGUCUUGAACCCGUAGGGUGUGAAUCAAAUAGCACCGAUUCCAUAAAAAUUGUAUUUUUGAAUAUUAGAAAUCCGUAGUACGAAUAGUUCAUAAAAUAACUAGUUUGGAACGUUCGUUCAAUGUACGAGGAAGAACAAGACGAACUAAAUGAACUAGAAGACCGACCUACUUCAGUUGACCGAUUGAACUAGACAGGAUCGCUCCCUUUAUGGUCUAAACAGGCACAAGUUUACUCCUAAUUUUCAUACAAUAUUUAGAAGCGCAGCUGCAGCGCCACAUUCGCCCCACUUUUCUAAACUACACUACACAUACUACAAACACGCCGCUCCAGCGCUUCUUCACGCCUCUAAUUUGAAGACGCGCUUAGGAUUAAAAUAAUUUUAUGUUUACACUAUGAAAUUGGAGAUUGUUUGAAUUCAAUGAACUGAUUAUUAUAUUAUAAUAAAACGUCAAAUACUUUUUUCGUGUUUGA